Messenger RNA from Cicer arietinum (chickpea), 3035 nucleotides. RefSeq names its product probable serine/threonine-protein kinase PIX13. NCBI's taxonomy places the organism in Eukaryota, Viridiplantae, Streptophyta, Magnoliopsida, Fabales, Fabaceae. Gene Ontology annotation, molecular function: ATP binding; protein kinase activity. Gene Ontology annotation, biological process: protein phosphorylation. The record is from RefSeq and is a predicted model, not a curated record.
AAAACACUGACACAUGUUAUCCUCUCUCUCUCUCUCUCUCUCUCUCUCUCUCUCUCUCUUCUGUUCCAUUUUUCUCUAUCUUUAGUUAACUAACAUUAACAUGGGUCUCUGCUUCUCUCACCAACAAUCUCCCUCUUCCCUCAAUUUUCCUCACACUUCAGGUUCAACGAUUAAUAAUUGCAAUACUAAAAACGUAUCAUCAUCAGCAUCAUGUAGUAAUAGUAAAGUUUUUGAGAUAGGAAGUGAAAGUGUUGGUAAUGGAGGAGAAGGAAGCAUAGUAAUAAGUGGGAAGUUUAUGCAAACACCAAACUUAAAGGUGUUUAGUUAUGGAGAUUUGAAAGCUGCUACAAAGAGUUUUAAAUCUGAUGCAUUGCUUGGUGAAGGUGGUUUUGGUAAAGUGUACAAAGGUUGGUUGAAUGCUGAGACACUCGCCCCUGUUAAAGCUGGUUCUGGAAUGAUGGUGGCAAUUAAGAAAUUGAAACCUGAUAGUGUUCAAGGUGUUGAAGAAUGGCAGUCAGAAAUCAACUUUUUAGGAAGGAUUUCUCACCCCAAUUUGGUGAAGCUACUUGGUUACUGUAAGGACAAUAAUAAAUUUCUUCUUGUGUACGAGUUCAUGCCAAGGGGAAACUUGGAGACCCAUCUCUUUAGAAGAAAUACUGACAUAGAACCACUUUCUUGGAACACACGACUCAAAAUAGCUAUUGAUGCAGCUAGAGGCUUAGCUUUCUUGCACUCCUCAGAGAAGCAAGUCAUAUACAGAGAUUUCAAGGCUUCCAAUAUACUUCUUGAUGGGAAUUACAAUGCAAAGAUUUCAGAUUUUGGGUUGGCUAAACUUGGGCCAUCUGAGGGAGAUUCACAUGUGACUACUAGGAUCAUGGGCACAUAUGGUUAUGCUGCCCCAGAAUACAUUGCAACAGGACAUUUGUAUGUGAAGAGUGAUGUUUAUGGCUUUGGUGUAGUGCUUCUUGAAAUGCUAACAGGGUUGCAUGCACUUGAUACAAAGAGACCAACAGGGCAACAGAAUCUAGUUGAAUGGAUUAAGCCUUCACUCUCUGAUAAAAGAAAAUUGAAAAGUAACAUUGUUGAUUACAGAUUAGAGGGCCAAUAUUCACCAAAAGCAGCAUUUGAAACAGCAAAGCUUAUUCUUAAAUGCCUUGAAUCUGACCCUAAAAAACGUCCUUCUAUGAAAGAAGUUUUUGAGACAUUGAAAAGCAUAAAAGCUAUAAAGGAUAAAAGGAAAAUAUCGAAGAAUCAUCGUACUAAGUCUGCAGCUAUGUACAAUUUACAAAAGCCAAUUUGUCCAUUUAGGGUGAGCAUUUGAUUCAAUGAAUAGGCUUUGAUUAGUCACUAGUUUGAUUUUUAAAGUUAUUUUGUUAGUUGGAAGUCGAAAUUUUUUGAAUUUUUUUCAUUGUUUGAGUUUAUCACAUUUUUUUAAAGUGAAAAAAAAAAUUAUUUGUUGUGAAUAAUGUUACUUCCUGAAAGAGUUAUCUUAACUCGUUUAAUUCUUGACCAUAUAUUGGAAGGAUAGAGUAAGACCAAUGUUUAGUUUCUAAUUGCAUGUAUGUGAGUUAUUUGACAUAAACUUUGUGACAAUAUUACUUUCUGGGAAGGAAAGGAAUGUGUGGCUUUCUAGGACUCUCUUUCUUACUUCCAAUCAAUCACUCUUUCUUGUCUCACGCUUUCAACUGUUUUUUUUUUUCGUUCUUCUUUAACUUUUUAGGCAUUUGCCUAAUAUGCAGAAGUUUCUCUCUUGUUUGUGUCAUGUUGUGGGCAUAUGUCUCUUAAGACUGCUCACCAGCCAAAAGCCUCAAUAUCCCAACAACACCAAAAAUUGUAUAAAUCUUAGGAACUCGGAGAGUGGUGCAUUCUGGACCCUCUCCAUCAUUAUUGAAACUCCAACCCACUGAAAACAACGAACAAUAUUCAUUCAAAUUCACAGCAAGAACUGAACUACAUUCACGAUUAAUUAUCCAACAAUCAAAGAUUCAAAUCUCAAUUUACCGUUUGAGCUUUCUAAAAUUUCACGGAUCAACCAAAGCAAGAAUACUAAAUUCAAAUCAUAUUCAUUCCAAUACGCAACAAGAACUAAACUACAUUCACGAUCAAUCAUCUAAUUAUCAAAUAUUCAAAUCUCAAUUUACCGUUUGAGCAUUCUACAAUUUCACGAAUCAACCGAAGCAUUAAUACUAAGUUCAAAUAAUUCAAAUCCAGCCUAAUUUAAUCAAAUCGGAACAGAAAACUAGUUUCUCGCUAAAAUCGUUAGCUGAAGUUGGUUACUGGAAUUUUCUCGCACUUUCUCAUUGAAGAAAAUGAAAAAGAGAAUGAGAAGAAGACGUACCUGGUUCGCAAGACAAAGAAACAGAAUGAAGAUUAAGAUCCAACUUCGAAUUGGAUUUAAGCUCUUAGCGCGUUAAGUGAGGGACUGCAACUACACGGGAAUAAUAAUAUGCUCUAGCAUGAUAUAUUGUUCAUUUUAAUGGUAAGAUAAGAGACUAUUUGGAAGCUUAGAAUGUUCUUCAUUUUACUUUUAAGUAAAAGCGUGUUUGAAAGCUUCAAUUCGAAGGGUCAAAAUGCUUAGGUUCAAAUUCGUGUUGUUCCAAAUGAAGCUUGAAGGCCAAAUUAUGGAUCGGUUCUGUUAAAACGGUGGGACUAGUUUGCUUCAAUACAAUACUAGAAGUAGAUUAGAGGUAUGCGAGACUGUGGCCUACUACUACAAGAGAAAAUAAUGUUGUAGCUUGAUAUAUUGUUCAUUUUACUUGUAAGGGAAUGGACUAUUUGGAAGCUUCGAAUAUUGUUCAUUUUACUUUUAAGGUAAAGGCGUGUUUGGAAGUUUUGAUUUGAUGGGCCAAAAUUCCUAGUUCGAUUUUGUGUAGUUCCAAAUGAAGUUUUAGGGCCAAAUCAUGUACCGAUUCCGCUAAACGGUGGGACUAAUGUGUUUCAUUACAUGUAGAAGUAGAUUAGAGGUUUGUGACAUUGUGGCCUACUACUACAAAGAAAUAAUAACGUUGUAGCAUAAUAUAUUGUUCAUUUUACUU